AUGUCCAGUGCCAGUACUACCAAGCAGUGGAUCCUGGCUAACAAGCCGGUGGGCACACCGACCAUCACCGGCGUGAACCCGACCUUUACGUUGCACACGGUUGACCUCCCUCCCGUAAAGGACGGCCAGCUUCUCGUCAAGGUGCUAUACUUCUCCAACGAUGCGGGUAUUCGAACGUUCAUCGGUACCACUGUCGAUAGUGAUCGCUUGUACCUGCCACCUGUCCCACUGGGCUCUCCUAUGCGCUCAGGCAUCAUUGGCGAGGUGCUUGAGUCCAAGUCGGAGAAGUUCAAGCCUGGCGAUCUCAUCAUGGAGUUCCAUCGCGCUUCGUGGAGCGGGAAGGCCGUAAUCGAUGCCGAGGGCGUUCAGUCUGUCGCGCCUCUGCCAGCUGGCGUUUCCAUCACCCACUACCUUGGUGCAUUUGGUGGCUCAGGCCUCGCAGGCUACAUCGGUCUGCUGGAUGUUGCUGAAGCCAAGCCCGAGCAUACCAUUGUGGUCUCAGCCGCCGCUGGCGCUACAGGAUCCGUGGUUGUCCAGACCGCCGUAAAGCUGCUCGGCGCAAAACGGGUCGUUGGUAUCGCCGGAAGCGAUGAGAAAUGCGCCUGGGUCAGGGACCAUCUCGGGGCCCAUGCCUGUAUCAACUACAAGAGCCCAACAUUUGUCCAAGAUCUCAAGGCUGCCACCCCAGAUGAGGUCAAUGUCUUCUUUGACAAUGUUGGCGGUGCCAUCCUCGAUGCUGUCCUCGCCCGCAUGGCAAAACACAGCGUGAUUGCCGUCUGCGGAGCAGUCAGUCAGUACAACGCUGAAGAGCCAAUGGCUCUCAAGAAUUGGUUUGAAGUGGUGUCACAGAGAAUUACUAUCAAGGGAUUCUUCAUGUUUGAUUACCUUGACAAAGUGCCCAAAGCGAUGGAGGUGCUGAUUGGGGCAGCUGCGGCGGGAACGAUCAAGGUAGAUAUUGAAGAUGUAAGAGAAGCCACUAUUGAAGAUGUGCCAAACGUGUGGGCGGCCAUGUAUAGCGGAGCGAACAAGGGCAAGUCAGUCACCAAGCUGAUCAGCUAA
Clonostachys rhizophaga is the source of this 1059-nucleotide messenger RNA. The record is from the annotation of a GenBank genome assembly. NCBI's taxonomy places the organism in Eukaryota, Fungi, Ascomycota, Sordariomycetes, Hypocreales, Bionectriaceae.